UCAUCACAUAUUGAUAUUCAAAACUUGAUUGGUUGAACUUGAUUAAUGAUCAAAAAGGCAAUUUGACUUGACAUCAGAAGGUGCUGCCGUUGAUGUGUGACGACAGACAACUGCUCCCUUCCAUCGUUCAUUUCAGGCCGGCCAUCCGGGUUCAUUUACCCUCAGCUCACUGAGAGCAAAUCAUUCCAAAGCAACGCCAAAUAUCUGGUGACUGUUAUUCAACAUGAGCAGGUGAGUGUCAGCUAGCAUUUAUUUCUGCUAAAUAAUCCUUGAAACUGCUGCCAUGACACAUCAUUUUGCCCAGUGGCUGCUGUGUGUUUGCCCUGUUUUCUCUCCUGCAUGUCUCGCUGAGUGUGGAGAUGACGGGGCUCUAUGGCAGCUUCACCUCCCCCAACUUCCCCCAGCCAUACCCUGACAACCAGCACACAGUGUGGAACAUCAGUGUCCCGGAUGGCCACAGGGUCAAACUCUACUUCAGCCACUUCAGCAUGGAGCCCUCACCCCAGUGUGAAUAUGAUUACAUCCAGGUUUUGGCAGAGGGGAAUGAAACCUUGCGGUUCUGUGGCCAGGAGGAGAAGAACCAUGAAAGCACCCCUAGGAACACGGUCAUCCUGUCAGCCGGGAACCUCAUGUCAGUGGUCUUUAGGAGUGACUACUCUAACGAGGGCCGAUUCACAGGCUUCCAAGCAUUUUACACCUCAGAAGACAUCAACGAGUGUCAGUCCAAGUUAGACGGGGAGAGAGCGUGCGACCAUUUUUGCCACAAUUACAUUGGUGGAUAUUACUGCACGUGCAGACAGGGAUACCUUCUCCAUGACAACAACAGAUCCUGCACAGUGCCAUGCGUCAGCCAGGUGUUGACCUCCUUGUCGGGGGUUCUGACCAGUCCAGACUACCCAAAUCCCUACCCCCCCAUGAGUCAGUGUGAGCACACCAUCCGUCUGCCGGAGGGUUCCAGAAUAAUCCUGGAGUUCCUGGAACCCUUUGACAUAGAGAGACACCCAGAGGUGCCGUGUCCAUACGACAUGCUGAAGAUUUCAACAGCGGGACAGGAGUACGGACCCUACUGCGGGUCGAUACCACCGGGCAGCAUUGACACAGGAAGCUACCAGGUGCAUGUCACGUUCAGAUCUGAUGCUACUGGGAAAAACAAGGGAUGGAAGAUCAGCUACACCAGCACCAAGGCUGAACCCCUCACUUUGAGUUAAAGCAACACGUUGUAGAAAUUGCCGUUUUGUGCGAUUUUGUGCAGCACCGCUAUUGUAAAUACAAAUCACAGGUCAGACGUAAUGUAGGUGGUACCCUCUCACUGAAGUGACAACAAGCGAUAGAGACAGAGACGCCAUCCAUAUUACAGGACACUGGUACCGUCAACACCAUUCUGAAGCUGUUAUUGUCAGACAAAAUCUUACAUAAUGUUGCUUCAAGACUGAUGGUCUGUUGACAAAAAACAAUGUAGCUGUAGUCAUAGGCUAUGUGAACAUUUUACACAGUUUUACAUCAUGGCAAGUUAAAGGUGCACAAUGUAUGGGGUCUUCAUUGACUGUUUUUUUUUAUGUCUAAACAAACUUUUUUUUAAAUAUGUGGCGGACCCUGCCACCUGUCCAGCUUCACACUGUGAUAUACUUUAUUUUAUUCUGAAAACAGUUUGUUUAUUCAGUUUUGGAAAAAAAAUAUAUAUUUCUGAGUUUGUAUAAUUACCACGAGUAUUGUAAAUACAAAACUCUGAGUUUUAAUUACUUCUCCAAAACUACAUAGUGCCCCUUUAACACAAGCUUUUUUUUGUGACACCAGUGCUACAAAGAUACUCUCCAAAUUUCAAGCGAUGUUAUUGAUAAUUUAAUUACCAUAGUUUUAUUUCUUUGUUGUUGGCAAGAUGCUACUACAAUCUGACCAGCCUGAUCCUCUCUCAAUAACUCUUGUAUUGUGUGUUUUGUUGUUGUUACUUGCACAAAUAAAUGAGGAC
Acanthopagrus latus (yellowfin seabream) is the source of this 1966-nucleotide messenger RNA. RefSeq names its product mannan-binding lectin serine peptidase 2 (gene masp2). Lineage: Eukaryota; Metazoa; Chordata; Actinopteri; Spariformes; Sparidae. The coding region runs from base 360 to 1208 and encodes 282 amino acids. The record is from RefSeq and is a predicted model, not a curated record. Gene Ontology annotation, molecular function: serine-type endopeptidase activity; calcium ion binding. The transcript has 7 exons.